GAGAGCACAAAAUUCCCUGCUGGAGGAUCAGCUGACCAAGAUAGACCAUUCAGUCAGGCUGACCACAGAAGCGAUGAAGACCAUUCUGACACUGAUAGUCAAGAAAGCCAGGCAAGACAUUACCGUACUCUCCAAGAGAUCUAUAAAAGACCAAAGCCUAACAAGGAGGCAGUUGCUCACCUACUUGACCUUGAGUUUGAUUCUCGGAGAGCCUUCAUCAACUCAGAUACUUUGAAGGAUCAGGACAGACUGCAAAAUACUGCAAGCUUAUCCACGUUUCAGAGAACUAGAUCAUGUGAUGGAUGAACUUGGCCGGAUUCUUGACAAAGGAAACCCCAGAUUCAUCCCAAAACUAAAGGCCCGUUGGGAGAACUUCUACAGCAAAGCUCAAUUCUGUGGUGUUUACAAAAAGGUUUUGAAGCCACCAAUGACACUGGAUGGAGGAGUGAUAAUAUAAUCUUUCUACAAAGGAAGAGAAGCUCCAAGAUUUCAAAAUUGCUGAAGGGAGCUGCUGACAGAAAUGCAGAAAACACAGGUGAGCAUAGAAGAAAUGUGCAUUCAUAUGCAUUUUUUUUUUCAUAACAUAUUUUCUUAUAUCACCAUGCAUCUGUUAUAUUACAGUUCAUUAAAGGAAGGUUUAGUGAAGACAGGUUGUUAUGAUCUUGAGAUAUACUAUGUAUCUGAAUUGUUUUUGUAUUUGAGCUCUCUGCUCAGGUGUGUAGACAUGUUUGUGUUCUAGGUGGGCGUGGUCUCUGUUAACCAGCUGGAGAUGGUGAUUGGUCCCACUAUGCACCUUCCCCAGAGAUAAGGACCACCUCAAACACAUGUCUAGGGUCUUCGAGCCUCGCUGACUUCGAACCGUUGUGCCAGAGAGAGAUAUUUUGAGUAGACCUAUAGUAAAUCUGUUGAAUUCUGAUUACCUAUUGUUCUGUGGAUUGUUGUGCCAGAGAGAGAUAUUUUGAGUAGACUUAUAGUAAAUCUGUUGAGUGUUAGUUAUUCUGAGAUCAAAUAUUACAUUUCCCGUUUAUCUGAACAUUGCCUGUUUGACUAUGACUUGGAUUCUGAUUCUGCUUUGUGUACGCCCUGGAACUUUGUACUUUAUUACACGUUUGCCGAAUUAAGGGAUGUAGGGGGCUAGACGCCUUUUUAUUUUGUGUAUAGCCUAUUUUUCACUUUGUUUAUGGUUGAGGGAGGUAGGGAAGUUGGUUUGUAGUUUGUUUUCUUUAUUUUUCUUUGAGGUUAUUUAGUUAUCAAAAAUAAGUUCGUUUUGUUUAUUGUUUUGGCUUUGUCUGCCCCUGAAGAUAUUCCCUUAUAAAAAAAAAUAAUAAAACUCGUUUUCUCGGCAGCUCUCUGGUGUUUUUCUAUUUCUGUUACGUCUGUUAAGUCUAACCCCUAGAGGUCGUAACAGAAAUUGGGGGCUCGUCUCAAAAAAAAAAAAAAAAAAAAGACUUUUUUUCUUUCUCUCCAAAAGAGUUGUAUCGUUGUGUGAACGAGACAUAUGAAACUCGUGAAAUUGGCUUUGUGUUUAUUUGUUUGCCUGGUGGUUUUCAUUUUAAGGCGGAGGGAAUUAGGAAUGGCUUUGAGAUUUGAGUUAGAUAAGUUCGCGAUUAAACCUUCAGUACGUCAGUUGGAUAUUUGCCGCAAAGAUGAUUUGUUUUCAAUUGCGGAUUUAUAUCAAAUCCAGGUUACUCGUGGAAAUAGGAAGCAGGACAUUAAGGAAGUGAUUUACAAGCAUUUGGUUGAACGUGGGGUUUUGUCUGAAGAAGGUGAAGCGGGUGUUGCAGGUCAAGUGUCGACUUCCGUUGGGGAGGGGGCGGAACCCAAACCCGCGGAGUUGACUAGCACGGAUCCCACUAACCUUCCUUCUCUUAGUAAUCCUUUGCUGGCGAUCAGAUUGAAAGAGCUGGAGUUGGAGUUGAGCAAACAGCAAUAUCAGAGCCAACUGUUGCAUGUGCGCACAGUUGACCUGGAAACCCAGCGAGCGAUCAGGCUCAAGGAGCUGGACUUGGAGCUGAAAGUUAAGCAGUCUGUUCACCCCUCAGUCUCUGAUGCGCCCAGCCUGAGUGUACCUGUAUCACCACCUGUAAAUGCUUCCACUCCUAGCCCUGUUCCUGCGCCGCGACGCGCCUUACACGUAAGUAAACCUGAAUUUGAUAUCAGCAGACAAAUUGCCUUAGUUCCACUGUUUCGUGAGAGUGAAGUCGAUACUUAUUUUACGGUAUUUGAACGCAUCGCUGCUACUUUGAAGUGGCCGCAGACUAUUUGGCCGCUCCUAUUACAAUGUAAACUCGUCGGGAAAGCGCAGGAAGUCUGUUCUGCUUUAACGCUUGAACAGAGCCUGAAUUAUGAGGUAAUGAAAAAUGCCGUGUUGCGUGCUUAUGAGCUAGUUCCCGAGGCAUACCGACAGAAAUUCCGAAAUCAUGUGAAAACCCCUAGUCAAACAUUCGUUGAAUUUGCAAGGGACAAAGCCAAUUUGUUUGAGAAAUGGUGUGUUGCAAAUAAAGUUGUCACGUUUGAGCAGUUGAAAGAGUUAAUGUUGUUGGAAGAGUUUAAGAAUUGUUUACCUGAGAAAAUUGUGAUAUACUUGAAUGAACAGAAAGUGUCUUUCCUUUCUGAAGCUGCUGUUUUUUCAGAUGAGUUUGUGCUUACUCAUAAAGUAGUGUUUCCAUCGCUCGUAAAGCGUAAUUUUUCUGAUCGUGUCCGUAGUUCUAAAGAUUCCCCGACAGUACCUAAGAACGCUUCAAGUGUUUUAAACGUGGAGAAUCGUGAAUGUUUUUACUGUCAUGAGGUGGGACACCUCAUUGGUACCUGUCCCACUCUGAAACGAAAAGCUGGCAAGAAAACAAAUACUUAUAAAAGCGUGGCAUUAGCUGAAUGUCCCGUUUUUUCUCCCGAGCUGGUAACUUUGGAUUCAACUGCUGAAUCUGCAUUUGAGCCAUUUAUUUUUGAAGGUGUAGUGGCGUUUAGUGAAGCAGAUUCUGAAAAAAAAAAAUGUUUGCAUCCUUCGUGAUACUGGUGCCUCUCAGUCCAUAAUCUUAGAGGGUGUGCUGCCAUUUUCGGAAAAGUCGAGCUGUGGUUCCAGUGUCCUAGUGCAAGGCAUUGACCUUUCUGUAGUUAAAGUUCCUUUACACAAUGUCUAUUUGCGGUCUGGAAUUAUUUCCGGUAAAGUUAAAUUGGCUGUUCGCGCUGAGUUACCUGUUAAGGAUGUAGCUCUCAUACUGGGAAAUGAUUUGGCAGGUAACAAAGUUUUUUGUUUACCUGAAGUUAUAGAUCUGCCUGAAGUACAUGAAGAUGUCUUGCAGGAAGAGUUUCCAAAUGUGUUUAAUGCAUGUGUGGUGACCCGAGCUCAGGCUCAAAAAUUAAAAGACACUGUAGAUCUGUCAAAAACCUUUCUGUGUGCUGACAAUUCUGUUGAGACACUGGAAAAAGUUGAUUCAGUUGAAGUAAAAAUGUGUGCACUUCCUAGUCUCGAUUUGCCAUUCGAAAAAAACACGUUAAUUGAGGCACAAGGUGCCGAUCAAACUCUGUGUCCCUGUGUGGCAGCUGCUGUCGAGCUGAGCGUGUUGCCAGAGUAUCCAGUCGCCUACUACUUUGACGAUGGUGUCCUUAUGCGUAAGUGGUCUCCACGUCAUGUCACCAAUGAUUGGGGUACCGUUUUUCAAGUUGUUGUUCCAAAACCUUUUCGAGAGCAGGUUUUGAGUGUAGCACAUGACCAUGAACUUUCUGGUCAUGUAGGUGUUAGAAAAACUUAUGAUAGUUUGUUGAAAUGUUUUUUUUGGCCUUUAAUGAAAUCUGACGUUUCCAAAUUCUGUAAGUCUUGUCAUGCAUGUCAGUUAUCCGGCAAACCUAAUCAAGUUAUUCCCCCGGCCCCAUUGAAACCGAUACCAGUGAUUGGUGAACCGUUUGAGCGCAUUUUGAUUGAUUGUGUUGGGCCAUUGCCCAAAACUAAAUCUGGAAAUUCCUACUUGUUAACACUAAUGUGUGCAUCGACCAGGUAUCCUGAAGCAAUACCUCUGCGUUCACUUAAAGCUCAUGCAAUUG
This is a messenger RNA of Onychostoma macrolepis, 4041 nucleotides long. RefSeq lists its product as uncharacterized. Gene Ontology annotation, molecular function: zinc ion binding; nucleic acid binding. NCBI's taxonomy places the organism in Eukaryota, Metazoa, Chordata, Actinopteri, Cypriniformes, Cyprinidae. The transcript is spliced from 4 exons. The record is from RefSeq and is a predicted model, not a curated record. Bases 1499 to 3010 code for a protein of 503 amino acids.